CGAGUGGCCUGAUUUCUCCCAUUCGCAUAUCCUAGUACACGGUUCGAUAGUCAAGAUGCAGUUCUUCGCGAAGCUUGUCGUCCUCCUCUCGGCCUGCCACCUCGCCGUCGCGGCCACCGAGAAGCCGGCCGCCCAACUCGAGGUCCGCCAGACAACAACCACCACCACCGGCGCCGACCCAUGCCUCGACUACGGCAUGACGGCGAACAUGUCCGUCGUUGGCGCAAAUAGCUCCUACCGCUCCGUUUUCCUCGCAAAGUCGAACGUUGGCACCAUCUACAACGCCCGAAUGUUCUCCGCCGCUAUCGCGAAGCUGCCCGCUCUUACCGCGAACACAGCCCUCAACAACCAAUGCGGCAACCUCACCCAGGUUGCGCUCACCGAGGCCGAGAAGAACCUUACACAGGGUAUUGUCGCACAGUUUACAACGGCGGGAUUGCCGGUUGGGAUUAAGGCUGGUCCGGAGGUGGUUGUGAUUGUCGCCGCGAUAUGCGCCAUCUUUUCGUGGGUCUGGGUCUUCAGCGGAUAGAUGCUUGGAUACUGUCGGAGAGGGUCUGACGGCCAGCGGUUGGACCCGUUGAGGCUUUGUCAAGAAUUCAGAAAGCCUGCUCAUGGGACACUGAGGGAGUAGGGCCAGCAUCAAGGUCGAUUUUGAACUUUUGUUUGGACGGCACCGGCGCGUGUAUUUUGCGAUCAUAUAUCCUCGGAGGCAUGUCCCUAGCAUGGAGAGCUUCCCAUUCAUCAUCAAUUCACCACUGUAUUUGAUGCCCGACUGCAAACGCACCAAGGGUCCGAGAUCAUGUGUGAUAGUGGUCCUCUCUCUUCCUCCUAGAGCUCCCGAGGUCCAUGAAUUUGACCAUUACACACGAGGCCAAGGACGAACCUACGCCGAAGCCCGGUCAUA
Trematosphaeria pertusa is the source of this 904-nucleotide messenger RNA. RefSeq lists its product as uncharacterized. NCBI's taxonomy places the organism in Eukaryota, Fungi, Ascomycota, Dothideomycetes, Pleosporales, Trematosphaeriaceae. Bases 56 to 529 code for a protein of 157 amino acids. The transcript has 2 exons. The record is from RefSeq and is a predicted model, not a curated record.